UUGCAAUAUAUAUAGUACCAUGUGAUGUAAAAUGUUACAUUUUAUCUUUGAAACACAAACACAAACACAAACAUGAAUGGUAAGAGAGUAGGGAAUGAAGCGAAGGGAAAUAGCAAUGAAGUAAGGUAUAGAGGGAUUCGUAGAAGACCAUGGGGUAAAUUUGCAGCAGAGAUACGUGACCCUUCAAGAAAUGGAGCAAGACUAUGGUUAGGGACAUUUGAUACAGCUGAAGAAGCAGCAAGAGCAUAUGAUCGAGCCGCCUUCGGUUUUCGAGGUCAUUUAGCUAUCCUCAACUUCCCAAAUGAGUACCAAUAUCAAAAUCCCAGCUCUUCUUCUUCAAAUUCAAGAACUUUUCCUUCCUCAUCUUCUUCUUCAGCUCGUGGCAAGAGUUUUGGCAAAGUGGGUUCAUCUACUGGACAAGAAGGGGAGGUUAUAGAGUUUGAAUAUUUGGACAAUAAGUUGUUGGAUGAGCUUCUGGAAACACAUGCGGAUAUAGGCAAAGGGUUUGGCAACUGAAAAUAUAUCAUUGGUUCAUUAAGAAAAGGACAUGUCUUUUUUUGGCCAAUGUAUGACUGAUGUUUUUUCUGUUUGCUUGUUUGUUUUUUAUUCACCUGUUAUGUAUAUAUAUGUGUGUGUGAGAGAAUUUGGUAGUUUAUUCUCAGAUUCCACCCUUUUACAGGGUUUUCUUCCC
Molecule: messenger RNA, 691 nt
Organism: Quercus lobata
Lineage: Eukaryota; Viridiplantae; Streptophyta; Magnoliopsida; Fagales; Fagaceae
Product: ethylene-responsive transcription factor ERF098-like
Exons: 1
Coding region: 73-516 (147 amino acids)
Biological process (GO): regulation of DNA-templated transcription; ethylene-activated signaling pathway
Molecular function (GO): DNA binding; DNA-binding transcription factor activity
Source: RefSeq, a predicted model, not a curated record